AUGCUGCAUGAAACUUUGCUGCCUUCAGUAUUCAGCAUGUCUUUGGUUCUGCUUUCUGUAAUAUGGCUCAUUGUUCAAACUCAAGCAAUAGCCACAAAGAAAACAACAGAAGUAAAGGUCUAUGAAGUGGUCCGUCUUAAGAAACUACACAUUUUACACAAAAGAGAGACAAAUAACUACCAGGCAGAGAAUCAAGGCAAAGAGGGAAGAUAUGAGCCUGAAGUUCAGUACCAGAUUACAUUAAAUGGCAAAGAAAUAAUUCUUCACUUACAAAAAGCCAAGCAUCUCCUAGGGCCAGACUACACUGAAACAUAUUACUCUCCCAGAGGGGAGAAGAUCAUCACGAGCCCUCAGAACAUGGAAAAUUGUUUCUAUGAAGGAAAUAUCCAAAAUGAAAAGAAUUCUGUUGCCAGCAUUAGUACUUGUGAUGGGUUGAGGGGAUACUUCACAUAUCAGAAUCAGAGGUACAUGAUAAAACCUCUGAAAAGCACAGACCAGGAAGAACAUGCUGUCUUCACAGAUAACCAGGAAGAACUUGACCAAGCUAAUCAUACCUGUGGUGUGAGAAACAUUGGAAGGAAACAAAAGCUGAUCCGAAUCUCUAGGUCACUCAAUAGCUCAGCACAAGAAGACUUUCUUCAGGCUGAGAAGUACAUUAAUCUCUUUUUGGUGCUGGAUAAUGCCUUUUAUAACAUGUAUAAUGGGAAUCUAACAUUAAUAAGAAGAUUUAUAUUUGAUGUGAUGAACCUACUCAAUGUGAUGUACAACACUUUAGACGUUAAAGUGAUCUUGGUAGGUAUGGAAAUCUGGUCUGAUGGUGACAAGAUAAAGGUGGUACCCGAUGCAGGAGUCACCUUUAACAAUUUCCUGAGUUGGCACCGUUCUAACCUGGCAAAAGCGAAGAUACAUGACCAUUCUCAGCUCCUCAGUGGAAUUGGCUUCAGCAAUCGACGCGUAGGAUUGGCAGCCUCAAAUUCCUUGUGUUCUCCAUCUUCAGUGGCUGUUAUUGAGGCUAAAAAAAAGAAUAAUGUAGCUCUUGUUGCAGUGAUGGCACAUGAGUUGGGCCAUGUCCUUGGUAUGCCUGAUAUUCCAUAUUAUACCAAGUGUCCUUCUGGGAGUUGUGUGAUGAAUCAAUAUCUGAGUUCGAAAUUCCCAAAGGAUUUCAGCACAAUUUGCCGCUCACAUUUUCAAAGUUACCUUUUAUCUCAAAAACCUAAGUGCAUCCUGCAAGCACCGACUUCUAAAAAUAUAAUAACAACACCAAUGUGUGGGAAUAAACUUCUGGAAGUUGGAGAAGACUGCGAUUGUGGAUCUCCUAAGGAAUGUACCAAUUCUUGCUGUGAGGCCAUGACCUGCAAGUUGAAAUCCAGAACUGAUUGUGUGGGAGAUGCUGAAAACCAAGUCAUUUGUCACAGAGGUCAGAAGCAUCGCAUCUCAGAAAAUAAUUGUUUAACUCUUUGGUGGCUUAGAAUGAUAGGUGGAUAUAGCUAUGUCUUUGGCCCAAUUACUAGGCAGAAUAGUCAGUUUGGUACUGUGGAAAGAAAACUAGAUUUGGACUCUGGGAACGCCAAUUUUAGCCUUAGUUCUGCCAAUAUGAAUAUUAGUACUCAGAAAGAUGAAACCAGUAUCACACAGCAAAGAAAACGGAUGACUGGAGUUUACCUCAAGUACAGCAUUCCCUUUCCUCUGCAGUAG
Molecule: messenger RNA, 1695 nt
Organism: Chrysochloris asiatica (Cape golden mole)
Lineage: Eukaryota; Metazoa; Chordata; Mammalia; Afrosoricida; Chrysochloridae
Gene: ADAMDEC1
Product: ADAM-like, decysin 1
Exons: 15
Coding region: 1-1695 (564 amino acids)
Biological process (GO): proteolysis
Molecular function (GO): metalloendopeptidase activity
Source: RefSeq, a predicted model, not a curated record